Messenger RNA from Monoraphidium neglectum, 1530 nucleotides. RefSeq names its product Alpha-ketoglutarate permease. The coding region runs from base 1 to 1530 and encodes 509 amino acids. Gene Ontology annotation, biological process: transmembrane transport. Gene Ontology annotation, cellular component: membrane. The record is from RefSeq and is a predicted model, not a curated record. NCBI's taxonomy places the organism in Eukaryota, Viridiplantae, Chlorophyta, Chlorophyceae, Sphaeropleales, Selenastraceae. Gene Ontology annotation, molecular function: transmembrane transporter activity. The transcript is spliced from 8 exons.
AUGGCGGUCCAGCGUGUCGCUAGCCAGCAACAGCUGACUCCUCAGCAGUGGACACAAGUGGUCAUCAUCGCAGGCAUUGGCACGUGCCUUGAAUGGUUUGACUUCUACACCUACACGCAGCUGAAUGCCACCCUGGAGAAGGUGUUCUUCCCCACCAACAAUGAGGCCGUCCAGGCUCUGUCCUUCUGGGGCGUGUACGCCGCCGGCUUCGUCGUCAGGCCCAUCGGCGCCCUGAUUUUUGGCCACAUCGGCGACACCAAGGGCCGCAACCGCUGCCUCCUCAUCUCCAUCUGCUGCAUGGCCUUCGCCACCAUCGCCAUCGGCGUGCUACCCACCUUUGCCAUUGCCCCCUAUGCGGCCGGCGUCGCCGCCCCCGUCCUCCUGGCGCUGUGCCGCAUCCUGCAGGGCCUCGCCAUGGGCGGCGAGUUUGGCUCCGCCGUCAUCUACAUCUCUGAGCUCGCCCACAAGGACCGCCGCGGCGCGUUUGUGGCCACGCUGCAGAUGAGCGUCAACGUCGGCAUGGUCGUGGCGACGCUGCUGGUGAUGCUGCUGCAGAACACCCUCUCCCUCGACGCGAUGCUGGCCUGGGGCUGGCGCAUCCCCUUCCUCUGCGCCUUUGUCACCGCGCUGCUGGGCGCCGCCCUGCGCAGCACCAUGCCGGAGCCCAAGGCGUUCCUCACCGCGGCGCGGCUGGCCAAGCUGCGGUCGACCGCCGACGGCGGGGACGCGGCCGACAAGGCUGUGGGCAGCUGCGACCCCUCCACCCUGGACAUGGACGUUGAGGUCGCCACUAACAAGGACCCACUGGAGAAGGGCGAGGAGGAGGCCAACGGCGGCAGCAACGGUCACGCAGGCACCCUGGACAAGAUCGCCAUGAUCACCGAGCGCCUGCACGGCCACAGCGACGCCAAAGUGCCCAUCGUGCGCCUGCUGCGCAACAACGCGCUCGGCGUCGUCCUCCAAAUGAUCUCCGGCGCUUUCUACGUAACAGUCUCGUGGCUCGCCAAGGACCUGCGCACCUACGGCUACUCCCUCAUCGUCACCCAGGGCGUACUCGUCGUCUCCCUCAUCCCCAACGCCAUCGGCCUCCUCACGGGCGGCAUGCUGCUAGACGCCGGCGUCCCCACUAUCCACCUCAACGCUGUGGUUGUCGUGAUUGGCACCGGCCUGGGCUUUGCUGUCUACCCGAGCGUCGGCAUCUCUGUCGCGUAUGCGUGGGGCCUGGUGUCCAUGUUCCACUUCAUCAUCGGCAUUGCCAUGGCCAACGUGGCGAUGCCCUGCACCCGCAUCUAUGAGCCCCUGUCCCGCACCACUGGCUACUCCUUUGCCUACAACUGCGGCUACGGUGUCAUUGGCGGCCUGUCCCCGCUGGCUGUUGCUGCCAUCAAGGCCAACCUGCCCGGCUACGCCCAUACCUAUGCCCCCGCCAUCUGGCUGGCCUGCCUGGGCGGCAUCUCCGUUGUUGGCACCAUCGGCCUGAUGCUCUACCAGCCCCGCCUGGCCAAGCCCCACGUCGGCAAAAUCGAGUGA